This is a messenger RNA of Sphenostylis stenocarpa, 549 nucleotides long. NCBI's taxonomy places the organism in Eukaryota, Viridiplantae, Streptophyta, Magnoliopsida, Fabales, Fabaceae. The record is from the annotation of a GenBank genome assembly.
AUGGACGAGGGCAUGUCAGGCUUUUGCAUCAGAUCAGGAAGUGUCCGUGGUAAAAGUGGGAGCACCACUUCUUCUGCCACUGGCACCAAGUGUGGGCGUUGGAAUCCCACCACUGAACAGGUUAAACUUCUAACUGAACUCUUCAGGUCAGGGCUCCGCACCCCAAGCACUGACCAGAUUCAAAAGAUCUCUACUCAGCUCAGCUUUUAUGGUAAGAUUGAGAGCAAGAAUGUCUUCUAUUGGUUUCAGAACCAUAAGGCCAGGGAAAGACAGAAGCGCCGCAAGGUCUCUUUUGAUGACAAGGAUGUCAUUCGUAGACAAAACUCCUUCAAUACUUCCACACAAAGUCUUGCUGAGAUUCAAGUUUCAGAGCCAGAUAGGGUGAUUGAGACUCUUCAACUCUUUCCCGUAAACUCCUUUGGUGAAUCUGAACCAGAGAACCUGAGGUUACAUGCAAAUGAAUGUAGGGACAGUAGUACAAUGUUUUCAUACGCGGUGGAUGAACAAAUAGAGAACCCACCAUUGGACCUGCGCUUGAGCUUUCUGUAA